AUGGCGUCCGAUCGUCAACUCCUCGCUCAAGAUGCUACAAAGCCCAGUCCACUCCUCCCACCUAUCUUGACACUUAGCCACACCGCACCGCACUAUACCUUGAUUCCCGCCCUCUUCCCGUACUGCUGCUACCCGCUGUUUGCGCGCCGCCACCCGGCUGGAUCAUGGAUGGAGCCCGUCCCUGACAACACCACCACUGCCUUCGACGAAGACGCAGAUGGCGGGGAUAACCACCAACCACCCGCCACCAUUCGCCCAGAGCGCAAUUCCCUGGUUCCCCCUUACUGGCAGAAGCAGGACCACAGCGACAACCGCCUGAGCUACGUCUCCCUGGAAAACGGCUCGCGUCCUACCCCCAUCCGCCUCGAAGACCACACGGAUGAGGCGUCGGAGCAGCACAAAGCCCUCUGGGCGAAGCAUGUCUCCAUUGACGAUUACGUGAUUGUGGGGAACAGUCCUGCGCCUGCAUUCGGAGCUUACGUUGUCUGGACCGUGACUGUCCAAACCCUGGAUGGCGGCCCCAUGAAGAUUAUGAAAAGAUUCUCAGAGUUUGACGACCUGCGUGAAAGGCUGGUCAAGAGCUUUCCCCAUGCCGCCAGCUCCAUGCCUCCAUUGCCACCAAAAUCCGUCGUCUGUGAGUCUCCCCACUUCUGUCACCAUCCAUCCGUUGCCAGCCCCGCCCGGUCCGUGUCAGAUAUUGAUUGUUGUGCAGCUCGCUUCCGGCCGAGGUUCCUCGAAAGGCGGAGGGUUGGCCUUGCCUAUUUUCUAAAUUGCAUCCUGCUCAACCCGGAGUUUGCUGGAUCACCCGUCCUCAAGGAAUUUUUGUUCUCGUGAUGACUUUCCCAUUGCCGUUGAAUUGAUUCUCUGUACAUGUAACCUUGCGUUUGCAUACGCGCUGUCUUGCAUCGGCCGCCUGCCGCCGCUUCCUUCUUUGCUACAUAUACGAGCGAUACAUAUAAUGUAUUUACAUGCAUAUUCUGCCACAUACUCAUCUUUUCCUUCUCAUUUUCUUCUUUCUGGUUUUGAACUGCCCGUCUACGACAGAAUCAAGGAACCGAUGAAUUUAUCUGGCGGUAAUCGAUAAACGCGCAUGAGCUGGUUCCAUGGGUAUGCAGCGCCAUCAAAUGUGCCGAAUCAUGACGACUGCGCGUUGACACCACGUUGUGUUUGGCAAGCAACAGAAUCGCAUUCGGUCAUGUAUGUAUACAAAUGAGAAAGAUGAAUUUCUCCAGAGGCUCUCUACACGGACACAUACCUGGCUCGAGCAAGUGGU
Molecule: messenger RNA, 1273 nt
Organism: Periconia digitata
Lineage: Eukaryota; Fungi; Ascomycota; Dothideomycetes; Pleosporales; Periconiaceae
Source: the annotation of a GenBank genome assembly